Molecule: messenger RNA, 5257 nt
Organism: Mobula hypostoma (lesser devil ray)
Lineage: Eukaryota; Metazoa; Chordata; Chondrichthyes; Myliobatiformes; Myliobatidae
Product: cGMP-dependent protein kinase 2
Exons: 21
Coding region: 540-2834 (764 amino acids)
Biological process (GO): protein phosphorylation
Molecular function (GO): ATP binding; cGMP-dependent protein kinase activity
Source: RefSeq, a predicted model, not a curated record
CUCGAAGUGGAGGAAGGAAGCUGUAGACUUGUCAGAAAGAAUUAAGAUAAAUUUCCAGCUCUGAUCCUCUAGAGGGAGGCAGUGAGGUGAAGAGGAUUCAGAGCCGAGACUGCGGGAGCUGGGAUCGGCACCCGUCUUCACUAUCCCGUCGGUCUGAUAAACCUGGACACCAGAGAGCAGAGGGACGGGACAGAGGAGGAGAGACACCCGACCACCUCUACCAAGAUUGUGCAUCGGCCGAGUCCGCCCAUUGCCCGUACUCAGAAAAUAGUGGCUUUACAAGGAGCAAAAUACAAACUGCUGGAGGAACUCGGCAAGUCGAGCAGCGUCUGUGGGGGAAAAGGGGAUGGUUUACGUUUCGGGUCGAAUCGCCGGGAUUGCAAAGAGAAGAGAGCCAAUGUAAAGAGGUGAUGGGUAGGAGUUGGUAAAGACCUUCGGCCCUGUCAACUGAGCAACAUGUGAAAAGGAUAUUAAUCAUCAUCCAUGGCUUGGUUGAGGAUGAAGCUGUCUGGCUGGGCCUGUGUUGAGAGAUCCUUGGGAUGAUUUAUAUUUGUGCAAUGGGAAACGGUUCUGUGAGAGCGACAAGGCCCAAACAGAACAACUCUCCCCCAGCCCUGACAGAACCCUCCUCGGAGGCCUUGGACAACCUCAGAAGAAAGAUUCUGAUUCUAGAAGAAGAGCUGAGGAGGAAGGAUGAUCAGCUGAGGCAGAAUUCAAAGAAAAUUCAAUCCCUGGAGAAAGAACUGAAAGGAAAACUUUCCCAAAUCGCCAAGCUUCAAGAUGCCAUUGGGUACAACAGCACCUCUGUAUCUACUCCUGUCAACCAACACAAGAAGCUGGUCAGCGUCAUCAACCAAGGGCCAAAACGUUUUGCCCAGGUGGCGACUGAGAUUCACCGACGGCUCAAGGCCAAAGAGGGGGUGUCUGCGGAGCCAACCUCCUGGAAUUAUUACUGCCACGGCGUGCAGAAGUUCUCCAUUGAGCAGCUUCGAGUACGGAAGGACUCCAGUUUAAAGAAACUGAUAACCGAUGCCAUAAUGCACAACGAGUUCCUGAAGAAACUGGAGCCCCAGCAUGUGCGGGAGAUUGUGGAAUGCAUGUACGAGAGGAGCUACCAAGAAACCGAUGUCGUCAUCCAGGAGGGGGAACCGGGAAAUCAUCUCUAUGUUCUGGCAGAUGGGACUUUAGAAGUUAUGCAGAAUGGCAAACUGUUGGGACAGAUGCAUCCCGGGACAGCGUUCGGCGAGCUUGCAAUUCUCUACAAUUGCAAAAGGACUGCUACUGUUAAAGCUGUGACCGAGUCUUGGAUUUGGGUUCUGGAUCGUCAGGUUUUCCAGAGUAUCAUGAUGGAAACAGCACAGGCAAGGAAUAAGAAAUAUCUCAACUUCCUCAGCAGUGUUUCUCUACUGAAAGGCUUGCCCGAAGAGAAAUUAUCCAAGAUUGUUGAUUGUCUUGAAGUUGAUUACUAUGAUAAGGGAGACUAUAUAAUUCGUGAAGGAGAGCAAGGUAGCACCUUCUUCAUCAUUGCAAAAGGAAAGGUCCGUGUGACACAGACAAGAGAGGGAGCUGAAGAACCACAAGAAAUUAAGACAUUAAAGGCAGGGGAAUAUUUUGGAGAGAAAGCUUUAAUAAGUGAGGAUCUUCGUUCUGCAAACAUAGUUGCAGAUGAUGAUGAUACCCAGUGCCUGGUAAUAGAUCGCGAUAUCUUUAACCAGAUGGUUGGCACCUAUGAAGAACUACAGACCUACCUGAAAGAGUAUGUGGAACAGCUGUCCCGCAGUGAUGAGAACAGAAACGCAAUGCUCCUCACAACUGCACAGCAGGUUUCCUCUGAGUCUAUAGAAGUCACGCGACUGAGGGAAAAGGUGGCCAAUUUUUCAGACACAUCCCCUGCCAGACAUUUUGAAGUCAUUGCGACGCUGGGCAUGGGAGGUUUUGGCCGUGUAGAUCUGGUGAAACUGAAGGAUGAAGAUGUCACCUUUGCCCUGAAAUGUAUCAAAAAGAAACACGUUGUGGAUACUCAGCAACAAGAGCACGUCUACUCGGAGAAGAACAUUCUACUUCAGACCAAAUCCCAGUUCAUUGUAAGAUUGUACCGAACUUUUCGAGAUUCCAAGUAUGUGUACCUGCUUCUGGAGGUGUGUCUGGGAGGAGAGCUGUGGAGUGUCCUACGUGACAUGUGUUUCUUUGAUGAACCAACAGCCAAGUUUUGUGUUGGAUGUGUGAUAGAGGCUUUUGAUUACUUGCACAACAGAGGAAUUGUCUACAGGGACCUCAAGCCUGAGAACUUACUGCUGGACGCAAAUGGAUAUGUGAAGAUGGCCGAUUUUGGUUUUGCUAAGCGUAUUGGCCUGGGCAAGAAGACCUGGACAUUCUGUGGAACCCCUGAGUAUGUUGCUCCAGAGAUCAUCAUGAAUAAGGGACAUGACUUUGGGGCAGAUUAUUGGUCUCUUGGAAUCCUGGUCUAUGAGCUUCUGACUGGAAUUCCUCCUUUUACUGGACCUGAUCCAAUUGAAAUUUACAAUAUGAUUUUGAAGGGAAUGGAGAAAGUGGAUUUUCCAAAACAGAUCCCCAAACGACCAGCAGAACUGAUCAGGAGACUGUGCAAGGUUAAUCCAAUGGAGAGACUGGGAAGCAAGAAGAAUGGAAUAAAUGAUAUUCGGAAACAGAAGUGGUUCCAAGGCUUUGACUGGGAGGGUCUUCGAACUCGGAAAAUGAAAUCUUUGCUUAAAAGGGAGUUGAAAGGACCAACAGAUCACAGUUACUUUGACAGCUUCUGUUGUGAACACAAGGAGCCUCCAGAUGAGUUUUCAGGCUGGGAUGAGGACUUCUGAGGAUUGAUCUCCACAAAGUUGAAGAUAAAACAGAAAACUUCAGGAAUCUUGGAGAGUGGAAACAGAUAAUCAUUCCGCAACAAGCUGUCUUCAAACAAUUGGAACCAUCUCAUUUUCAGUCUGAUUGUUACAUCUGGACUGGAUGCACCCUGAUGUUUGGAAGCCUGUGUAACUGUACAGGUCCUAUGAGACAGUGUCCUGUGGUAAUGGAUUUGGAGACAAAUGGGAUUGGUAAUCAAUAUUACAUAUGAGACACUCUCAGUGAAAAUUCUACCAGCAAAGGAAGAAAGCCAUCAGUGUAUUUAGUUGAUCCUUUGGAUAGAUUAAGUGGAAAAAGAUUAUACAUAGCAGCACAGAUCAUGGGACAUGAGGUUGUUAUGUUAUUGUAUUAUCUGUGAAUAGACAACUAACAAGAAUGUUCAGUGACAAAACAGAUCUGUACUGAACUAUAUCUUAAAUGACAGGGAUACACCUUUAACCAUGUGCUAACAGUAAGAAUAUCCAUUGAUGUUCUUCUCCUAUGUAGUUUCAAAGGAACAGAAUCAGAAUGUUCCACAUCCAAUGAUUGGUUUCACUAGCCACAAAGUAUCCGUUAAAUUGUGUACAGUUUUUAUUUCCUGAGGACUGGUUCUCAUUUUAGUUAAUCCAUAGUUAUGCUAUCCGUAAUAUCAUAACUACAAAAUGAUCCCUAACACAGGUGAUUAUUGAUUUUAUUGUAUUAGCAAGCCUAAUCUCCAGCAGUUUAGUAAUUGAACUCCAGGGAAAAUGUCUAUGAUGUAUUGCCCUGUCAAAAGAUCUUUGCUCAUAUUUGCAUUCAAGAAGAGAAGAAAAAAAUGCCAGUACAAUUAUAGAUUUUGGAGAAUAAAAUUUACUGUGAGGUAUAAUAAUGCAGAAUAAAUGUAGUCCCAUAUUUUGCAGCUGCAGCUUUCCUGCUGAUUCUGGAAAAAUGUUCCUAUUGAAAGUGUAGCCUUCUCCCUGUGAAAACUUCUGUUGUCCUGACUUUGGUUGUUAUUGCACAUCAAUUCGAGGAGAUACUGGCUGUCUCAGAUUUCAAACAAGGUACGAAAAAGUACCAAUAUUUUUGUCACUUUUUAAACAUUUUACUGAGUAAAAGCUGAAGAUUGGAGUGUGUACUUCAUCUGAAAUCUUAUAAACAAAAUAGAAACUGAAAAUAAUUUUUGAACUUUUAUAAGAGAUUUCAAAAAGUAAUUAUUCUGAUGGAUUUAGACUCCAUCAAAAUUUAUUUUCCAGUGUCUUAGAGCUGUUAAUUGUAUUUAUCUUCAUCAUCAUCAGGUGCCGUGCCCAGUUUGAGCUUUGACUGCCAAGGCCCACACACUCCUGUUUCAGGUCAAGUGGAUCAAUUCAUUGGUAUUCAUUCCCAUUUCUCUGACUGUUGUCUCCAUCAUCAUUUGUCUUUGCCUUCCUCUUGCUUUCUUCCCUUCAAUCUUUCCCAUAAUUACCAUGCAUUCUAACUCCUCUUUCCUAAUCACAUGUCCAAUGAAGUUACGUUGCCUUUUCAUGAUCUCAUACGUUAUUCCUCUUUUUGUGUUUGCUCUGUUCAUGACAUCCUCGUUAGAUAUUCGUUUCAUCCAUGAUAUUCUUUGCAUCCUCCUCAAAAACCACAUCUCUGCUGCUUCAAUUCAUUUCCUCAUGUUACUAGAUGUUGUCUGACAUCCUGAGCCAUAUAACAUAACUGGAUAAACGUAACAUUUCAAUACUCUGAGGCGGGUUGGCAUGCCUAGUUUAGUAUUGGUCAGUAUACUCUUCAUUCUCGUAAAGGUGUUUUUUGCCAUCCCUAUUCUUCUUUUGAUGUCCAUGCCACACCUGAUGUCACCCAGCUUCCUAAGUAGCAAAAGCUCUGUACUUGUCUUCCCCAUUUAUUCUCAGUCUGCAGAUAGGAUUGUCCUUCUUUUUGGAUAUCACCAUACAUUCUGUCUUUUUUGCAAUUGAUAGAUAGACCCAUUUUUGCACUUUCUUCAACAACUAUAUCAAUUGAGUUUUGUAGAUCUUCCUCUGUACUUGCAAUUAACGCAGUGUCAUCCGCAUAUCUGAAACUAGGCAAAAACAAAACAGAAUUUAAGAAAAACAUUGAAGGUCCAAGUAUUUUAAAAUCUGAAGUUCGUAAUGCAAUAAAUAAGAUGAAGAAAGGAAAGGCAGCGGGUCCCGAUGAAUUAGUAAUAUAACAAAUAAUUGCCCUUGAAGAUUAUGGAAUUGAAAAACUUACUGAUUUAAUCAAUGACAUUUAUGAGACUGGAAUAGUACCAGAGGAGAUGAAAAAAUCAGUAUUUAUCACUCUCCCUAAGAAACCUGGAGCAAUAGAAUGUGAAUUACAUAGGAUCAUAAGUUUAAUGAGUCAUAUCACCAAGAUACUUCUAAGAAUUUUGAUGACAAGAGCUAAAAGCAAGAUACAAGCUGAAAUAGGU